AUGGCUGAGAAUAGUACAAACGAGUUAAAACAAUGUAGCGAUUUCGUAGCGAUUGUUUACUGGACAUUACCUGCAAAGGGCUUUCAUUUUUAUACGAACAUAAUACUGAUCACAGUAAAUUUGUUAUCAGCACUUUUGGGAAGCAUUGGCAACGUCCUCGUGAUUUUGUCGUACUUGAAGAACUCCCAUUUGCGUACGUUAUCCAAUAUACCGCUUCUUUCAUUGGCAACCAGCGAUUUACUUGUUACAGCGGUAGUACAACCUCUCUAUGCAACCAAACUGGCAGUCAUAACUGUGUUUUGUGGAUCUUCAACAGGCUCGCAAGCCAUUUUUUUGGCGGAGUGUCGUUGCUCACAACUUCUUAAAGAAAUUUAUGGCAGUCACGAUUGCGUCUUGUGGACUGUUGUCAGACAAACGUCUUACUUUUUCGGCGGGGUAUCGUUGCUAACCGUGACGGUGAUGAGCUUAGAACGCUUCGUAACUUUGGCAUUUCCGUAUCGCUAUCAUCUCAUCCUGACAAAAGCGCGUAUCAAGAUCAUUCUUGGAAAUAUAUGGGGCAUUACACUUGCUGCGAGCCUCGAAGCUACACCGGGAUUUUCCUUGUGA
This is a messenger RNA of Dendronephthya gigantea, 606 nucleotides long. RefSeq names its product beta-1 adrenergic receptor-like. The record is from RefSeq and is a predicted model, not a curated record. Gene Ontology annotation, molecular function: G protein-coupled receptor activity. Bases 1 to 606 code for a protein of 201 amino acids. Gene Ontology annotation, biological process: G protein-coupled receptor signaling pathway. NCBI's taxonomy places the organism in Eukaryota, Metazoa, Cnidaria, Anthozoa, Malacalcyonacea, Nephtheidae. Gene Ontology annotation, cellular component: membrane. The transcript has 3 exons.